AUGGCCACUAUUCAAGAGCCCGCUCAUGUCAGGACCGCCACGCCAGAGCCUCCAGCCAUGAUGGAUAUCAAGCCACAGUCUUCAGCCAUCACAGAUGCCACUCUAGUGUUCCCGAGCAUCGUGAACGUUGCAUUUGAAGACACCAAGGCAUUCCAAAGGUGUUUGAGGCAGUGUGGCAGACCCACCGCUGGUUUCAGCCAGAGCAGCGGGCAUUCCAAGGGCCUCAGCACUGGUCGUCACAGAGACUGUUCCUCUUUCCUCAGUGCUCCCUCCCGCGAGUCUGCUCCAGAGCCCGCUCGAGUCCUUGAAUCCACUCUAGCUCCUCCCGAGGUGGCAGCUCCCGCUGCAGAACCUCCCGAGUCCGCGGUGUCCUCUUCUGAACUCUCUGCCUGUCCUGUUACGGUCAAGGAGACCGUCUGUGAAUUCUCUGACUGUCCUGUCAUGGCCAAGGAUGCCGUCUGUGACCUCUCUGCCUGCCUCUGUUAUGGCUUACACUCUGCUUCAGUCCAGAGAAAUUACCAGACUGGAGUCAACGUGAUUAUAAAUGCUGAAACGGGUGCAAGUGUAAAUGCUCCUUCAUUGGCUGGAAACACCUUUAAUGAAACAGUGUACAUUUGUGUUCCAGGAAAUGAUAAACAGAAAUCCUCAGAGACGGCAGAGGAACAGAGAGAAAAACAAGAAAAUUUGAGGCUGCAAUUCUUGAAAACUCACAAAAUCAACAUGAAGAAGAAAGCAAAAUAUAUUUUUGAGUGCAAGAAAGAAAAUGAAGUACAUCUCGAGGCUGUUUACACAGAACUGUUCAUCACAGAGGGAGAUAUGAAAGAUGUCAAUCGCGAACAUGAGAUUCAACAGAUUGAUGAUGUUCUAAAGACCCAGAAAUCACAGGACAGACCAAUCAACUGCAAUGACAUCUUUACAUUAUUAAGGGAAAACAAUGAGGAAAAGAUUGUGCUGACCAAGGGGAUUGCUGGCAUUGGAAAAAUGGUGUCUGUGCACAAGUUCAUCCUGGACUGGGCAGAAGAAGAAGCCAAUCGGGAAAUAGAAUGUGUGUUCCUGCUUUCAUUCCGAGAUAUCAACUUAAUGACAAAUGGAGAUCUCAGUCUCCAUGAAUUUCUGGUGAAAUUUUAUCCAGAACUGAAGGACCUGGAGAAAUCAAAGCUAUAUAAGGAAUGUAAGCUUGCGUUUAUAUUUGAUGGACUUGAUGAGAGUCGCCUGCCUCUAAAUUUUAACAGUAGGUCUCUGAACACUGUUGAGGAAAGAGCAUCUGUAGAUGUGCUGUUUACAAGUCUGGUCAAACGGACAUUGCUUCCAUCAGCUCUCAUCUGGGUGACCUCACGACCAGCAGCGGCCAAUCUGAUCCUUCCUCAGUAUGUGGGUUUGUUCACAGAGGUGCGAGGAUUCACUGACGAACAGAAGGAGCAGUACUUCAUAAAGAGAAUCACAGAUGAGAGUCUGGCCUCCAAAAUCAUCUCACACAUUAAGACGUCUCGUAGUCUCUACAUAAUGUGCCACAUUCCUGUGUUCUGCUGGAUCACGGCCACAGUACUUCAGGAUAUUCUCAAAAACAUUACAGAGAACAUCAGCACAACACUUACUGAAAUGUACAUUCACUUCCUGCUGAUACAGAUGAAAAUAAAGAGCCAGAAGUACGAUGAGCAAGAAGAAAGGCAACGUACAAAGCUAUUAUAUUCAAAUAGAGAAAUGAUUGUAAAAUUAGCCAAAUUAGCGUUUGAACAGCUGAUGAGGGAAAACAUUGUAUUCUAUGAGGAAGAUCUGGAAAAAUGUGAUAUUAUGGUGAAUGUAGCCACUGAGUUUACAGGAAUGAUUGCGGAGAUCUUUAAGGAGGAAGAUGGACUUCAUGAGACAAAUGUGUUCUGCUUUGUGCAUCUGAGUGUUCAAGAGUUCCUCGCUGCAUGUGGAUGUAAUCUCACUGCUCAGUCCUGUAAAAGUUUGUCUUCAGCUCUACAAUCUUCAAACUCCCAUCUGAAUGUGCUGGACCUGAGUAACAAUGACCUGCAGGAUUCAGGAGUGGAGCUGCUUUCUGAAGGACUGAAGAGUCCAAACUGUCAGCUGAAGAUACUGAGAUUUUCCAUGUGUAAUCUCACUGCUCAUUCUUGUGGGAGUUUGUCAUCAGUUUUACAAUCCUCAAACUCUGUCCUGAGAGAGCUGGACCUGAGUAACAAUGACCUGCGGGAUUCAGGAGUGAAGCUUCUUUCUGAAGGACUGAAGAGUCCAAACUUUCAGCUGGAGAUACUGAGGUUGUCUGGAUGUAUGGUGACAGAAGAAGGCUGCCGUUAUGUGUCUUCAGCUCUGACUUCAAACCCCUCACACCUGAGAGAGCUGGAUCUGAGCUACAAUCACCCAGGAGAUUCAGGAGUCAAGCUGCUCUCUGAAAAACUGCAGGAUCCAAACUGCAAACUGGAUAAACUCAAUGUGGAUCAUGGAGGAGAAUCCAGGAUUACAGCAGGACUAAAGAAAUAUGCCUGUUUUCUCACACUGGAUCCAAACACAGCAAAUACUCAACUCAUUCUGUCUGAGGAGAAAAGAAAGGUGACAUGUUUGGACAAGAAACAGUCAUAUCCUGAUCAUCCAGACAGAUUUGAUGUGUAUCCGCAGGUGUUGUGUACAGAGAGUGUUUAUGGACGCUGCUACUUGGAGAUUGAGUGGAGUGGUGAUGAUGGUGUGUAUAUAGCAGUGUCAUAUAAGAGCAUCAGCAGGAAGGGAGAUGGUGAUGAGCGUUGGUUUGGAUGUAAUGAUCAGUCCUGGAGUUUGAUCUGCUGUCCUGACAGAUACUCAUUCAGACACAAUAAGAUAGUGACUUGUCUCCCUGUGAAGCCCAUCAGCAGUAGAAUAGGAGUGUAUGUGGAUCAAAGUGCAGGAACUCUGUCCUUCUACAGCGUUUCUGACACAAUGAGCCUCAUCCACACAGUCCAGACCACAUUCACUCAGCCGCUCUAUCCUGGGUUUAAGGUUUAUUAUAAAUCAUCCGUGAAACUGUUUUGA
Sinocyclocheilus rhinocerous is the source of this 3003-nucleotide messenger RNA. RefSeq names its product NACHT, LRR and PYD domains-containing protein 12-like. NCBI's taxonomy places the organism in Eukaryota, Metazoa, Chordata, Actinopteri, Cypriniformes, Cyprinidae. The record is from RefSeq and is a predicted model, not a curated record. Gene Ontology annotation, molecular function: protein binding. The transcript is spliced from 10 exons. The coding region runs from base 1 to 3003 and encodes 1000 amino acids.